Drosophila albomicans is the source of this 4230-nucleotide messenger RNA. RefSeq lists its product as uncharacterized. The transcript has 3 exons. Bases 1 to 4230 code for a protein of 1409 amino acids. Gene Ontology annotation, molecular function: nucleic acid binding. The record is from RefSeq and is a predicted model, not a curated record. Lineage: Eukaryota; Metazoa; Arthropoda; Insecta; Diptera; Drosophilidae.
AUGGCUCUCAGCAACUUCGUCGCCGUCUCUGACAGACUGGUGCACUUCGAGAGUCGGGUCAGAGGGCCUGCAGCCGAAGAUGACAAUGUACACACGUACGAAAUCCGUCGUGACCGGCUGCAAGUCCUCUGGGACAAUGUCGAAGCCGCUUAUUCCACAUGCGCUGAUGCACUGCAUCAAGACGGCGACAGUGAAGGCACACAGGCGAUGGAGGCAAAAUACGAUCACUGCUAUGCAGUGGAGCGGUGUCUCGCCCGUGUUAAGGGGCAAAUUACCCAGGUUUCCGGGUCCAGGUCCGGGUCCGUUCCUCCUGUAUACUCCAGUGGCUGCCGGCUCCCUCCAGUCGACACCGAAGUGUUCCGUGGGGAUUACUUGCGGUGGCCGACUUUCCGUGACCUUUUCACGGCCAUCUAUGUCAACAAUCCAAGGAUGACUCCGGUCGAGAAACUUUUCCAUCUGAAUUCGAAGACCGCAGAUGAGGCCAAUGAAAUAGUAGACGAACGAUGCCAGUUGAAGAUCCUGUUUAACCUGUCCACGGUUACCCAAGAGUCGAGAGCAGCUAUCAAGGAGCUGCAGAGCACGAUUCAGCGUUGCUUGACCGCUCUAGAACAUUCAGACAUUUCCGUCUGUAGCCCGUUCGCAGAUUGCAUCCUCGUUUUCCUCUGCUCGUCCAAACUCCCCAAGCUCACACUCUCGUUGUGGGAGCAAUCGUUGGUGGACAAAGCGAAAAUUCCCGCAUGGCAGGAUAUGAGCACGUUCCUCAAUGAGCGCUACCGUACGCUCGAAGCGAUUGAGGACGUGAAACAGACUGCCAACUCACAGAUCGCGACUGCAGGACCAUCCCGUCCGCAGAAUUCGAAGCGAGUCAACUCCUUUGAGGCCCGAGUCACUCAGAAAGGCAAAUCGUGUGACUUGUGCUCAAAGGAGAAUCACCCUGUCCGGGUGUGUCCGCGUUUUUUGCAAAUGUCGGUCAACGAGAGAAUGACAUACAUCAAACAGAAAAGUCUCUGUUUAAACUGUUUCGCAAGAGGUCACCAACUCCGAGAGUCUACGAGUGCGCACAAUUGCUUUACAUGCAAAGGGCGGCACAACGCUCUUCUCCAGCGGGGUGACAGUGCCCACAAUGGUGCCUCUUCAUCUUCCAAUAUACAGAAUGCUCAGAAUGUCCUUCUCGGCACGGCGGUCAUCAAUGUUUGCCACUUGGGCACUACAUAUACCGCACGUGCGCUAAUUGAUUCCCGGUCCGAAGCGACCUUCAUUUCUGAGCGUUUGUUCCAACGCAUUAAGUUGCCUUUCCAGUCCGUGCGAGCCCAGGUAUCCGGGCUAAAUCACGCAGUUGCGGCCCAAUCGCAGAAGUUAUGUCACUUCAGCAUUGGUUCUCCGACGAAGCCGAGGCUCCAUAUCGAGACUUCUGCAUUCGUAAUCCCACAGUUGGCAGGCAAACUGCCCUCCUUCGAUAUGCCGCAAACUUUCCUAAAGGAUCUACCAGCGAUAGAACUGGCAGAUCCACACUUCUACAAGAGCGCUCAGAUUGAUAUACUAAUUGGCGCGGAUAUCCUUCCGUCGGUCAUCUUGAGCGGCUCCCGGCCAAACAUUUGUGGCUCACUCCUUGGGCAGGAAACCGUGUUUGGCUGGAUUCUUACCGGCCCCGUCUCCCAGAGUAUGUCGACAACUGUUUCUGCGUUUUCGACAAGAGUCGCCCUCCAAGCAGACGAACAGCUCGACAGCCUACUUUCCAAAUUUUGGGAGGUGGAGGAUAUUCCAGCGAAGCUGAUAAAGGAGUCAGACUUCGUUUGCGAAGAAAACUUCGUUAAGACUACUUCUCGUAGCAAAUGUGGCAGAUAUCGGGUGACUCUUCCAUUCCGGAAGCCCGAUGGCAUUGAACUGGGUCAUUCCAGAUCUAUAGCGCUGGCUCAAUUCCUCAAGAACGAGAAUCGUUUGUCAAGAAACGAUUCUCUAAAGGAACAGUACAAUGCCGUUCUCCAGGAGUACGUGGACUUGGGUCAUAUGACACCCAUAUCGCCUCAGGCGAUUGGCACGACUCCUAAUUUCUACCUGCCUCACCACGCCGUGUUCAAACCAGAUAGCACCACAACGAAGGUGCGGGUCGUCUUCAACGCAUCUUGUCCAUCCUCAAAUGGCAAGAGUCUGAAUGAUAUCCUUCAUUCAGGGCCCAUUCUCCAAUCGGAUCUCACAUUGCAGAUCCUCCGAUGGCGAUACUAUCGAUACGUGUUCAAUGCGGACAUAACGAAGAUGUAUCGCCAAAUCCUCAUGGACUCAAAGCACACACCGUUCCAACGAAUUCUGUUCCGCACGUCGGACGGUGUGAUCCGUGACUUUGAGUUGAACACGGUGACAUUCGGUGUCAACUGUACGCCUUUCCUGGCUCUACGAGUCCUUCAGCAACUUGCUGAUGACAUACGCUUGGAGUAUCCUCUCGCAAGCCGUGUCAUUUCCAACAACAUGUACGUGGACGACGUCCUAGCAGGGACACACACAAGAGAAGAGGCCAUCCGGACCAUUGCGGAAGUGUGUGCAGCCCUGGACAGUGCUGGCUUCCCGCUGAGGAAGUGGACGUCGAACCAUAAGAGCGUGCUGAAGGACAUUCCAAAGGACCAUCUACUUCGAGAAGAUUUCCUCGAACUCGAAGACUCUAGUACGGCGAAAACUCUGGGCAUCAGGUGGCAAGCUCACGAUGACGAGUUCUUCUUCAUGCCACCAGAAGUUGCCCAUCAGGACUCCUACACGAAGAGGGAAGUGCUCUCGCAAAUCGCUAAGCUUUUCGACCCAGCCGGGUGGCUGGCCCCUUUCGUUAUCCAAGCCAAGAUCUUCAUGCAGGAGAUCUGGCUGAGAACGCUCGAAUGGGACGAGCACCUACCCACGGAUCUUUCACUCCAAUGGAAGGAGUACCUCCAGAGCUAUCCUGCUCUGGGAAGGAUCCGGAUUCCAAGAUGGGUCCAAUUCCAGACGCGGGUGAAGCUCCAGUACCACGGAUUCUGUGAUGCAUCAGAAAGGGCGUACGGAGCAGCGAUCUAUGUCCGUGUGGAGACGGCGAACAAGGUUUCCACACAUUUCCUUACUGCGAAGACAAAGGUGGCUCCUGUCAAGUCUCUCUCAGUGCCACGUCUGGAGCUUUGUGGCGCAGUCCUGUUGGCUGAGUUAUCUGCAGCCCUCCUCCUGAAUCUGCCAGCAGAAAGUUUCCAGACUUUCUUUUGGACUGAUUCAACAAUUGUUCUCGCCUGGUUGAACAAGCCACCCUGCAGAUGGACAACCUUUGUGGCCAAUCGCGUGGCCAAGAUCGUCCAAGCCAGCGACGCCAAGAACUGGUCGCAUGUGCGAUCCGAGCACAAUCCGGCAGAUCUCGCAAGCCGAGGUGUCCUGCCACAAGAAUUGAUGUGUAAUCCUUUGUGGUGGCAUGGACCAGAGUGGCUUCAUCUCCCGUCGGAUCAACGACCAACAUCUCCAAGUCCCAUUCCGGAGACUCUGCUGGAGCAACGGGUGAAGUGCAACGUCGCUAAGUUACCUCCUACUCCUGACUUCCUAAAUAAGUUCUCUGAGUUUGGCAAGGCGUUGCGCACGUCCGCCUAUGUCCUCAGAUUCAUCGAUAGGAGUCGGAAAUUGGCAGUUCCAAGCUCUACCGUGGUCCAAGCGGAUGAGCUGUCACGGAUCCAAGAGCGGCUAAUCGUCAUGGCUCAACGACUAACUUUCCAACAGGAAUACCAAUGUCUGCAGUCCAAGCAGCAGGUUCCUUCCUCAAGUUCAAUCCGAAACUUGAACCCUUUCCUCGACGGCAAGGGGAUUCUACGGGCCUGUGGGCGUCUGAGGGCGUCCCACUCGCUUCGUUACGAUGAGAGUCAUCCAAUCAUCCUCUCGUCCUCGUUAAAUCCACCAUCGGAUCUCACGACGGAGAAAUUCCUGGCCGCAUUCUCCCGUUUCAUCGCUCGGCGCGGGUGUCCACACCAAAUGUACUCGGACAACGGGAAAACCUUCGUUGGAGCUGACAAGGUGAUCUCCAACGACUUCUUGGAAGCGACGAGGGAGUGCAUCAUCGCACAACACGCCCACAAGAGCCUAUCCUGGCACUUCAACCCGCCGGGCGCCCCGCAUAUGGGUGGAUUAUGGGAAGCCGGCGUAAAGAGUUUUAAGGCACUCUUUUACAAGGCGACAUCCACCUCGAAAUAUACGUUCGAAGAGUUGUCCACUCUUCUCGCAAAAUCGAAGCCUGUCUGA